AUGUCAUCACCAUCGCAGAAUAGAGGGAUGGUACCACCUCCGGGAACAUGGCCUUCAUCUUCAAGAAGUAUAGAAAAUGAAUCAAUAAUACCCAGAAGAUCAAUCGAUCAACAACAACAACAACAGCAACGUUAUUAUCCAUCAGAAGGAUCUUCAUCAAGACGUACAUCCCAAGCAUCCAUCCACAACUCACCCACGUCAAUCUCAUCCUCAUCGAGACAUCACACGGGGAGAUACAAUGGGGAUGAUGGAUAUAAUCAACGAGGAGAAGUUCAAGUACAAGGACAAGGGGAAAGGAGAUUACCUAGAAUAACAACAUCAAAUCCGGAUGGUGAAAGUGAUGGACCAAGAUCAGCCCCCAUCACAGGUACUGGUGCUUUAAAGCCUUUAGUCAACGGAAAUGGGAAUGGAAAUGGAAAUGGAAAUGGUCAUAAUGGACCUUUGAGAUCAAGUUCAUCACCUGAUCCGUGGACAAGUCACUCUCAAAGAAGCUCACCUUCAAAUUCACCCAUUGACCAUCGAGGUAAUUUCGCUUCUGAUCUGAGUACGAAUCCGAGUCAUCUUCCGAUCAAUUUAGGCCCACCUGUGACGCAUCCUCAAUCACAUUCAAGAUCAAGUCCAAGUAGACCAGGACCACUACGGGUCUCUUCCGAUCAAUCAAGAGAUAGAGAUGCAGAAAGAACAGUAACAUCCCAGCAGUCUUCUCAUUCCCUCACUUCAAAUUCACAUACAGAUCAUACCACCACCACUUCCUCAUCCGAUCAAAAUGCUCAACCAAGUUUAGUAUGGCCACAACCUAGAACGAGAAGAGAAGGUGGAACUACUUAUUGUGGUCAAUGCGGGCAGACAGUGCACGGACAAUUCGUUAGAGCGAUGGGCAAGGUAUACCAUCUGAACUGUUUCAGAUGUAAGGACUGCAACAAGGUCGUCGCGCAGAAAUUCUUCCCAGUAGAAGAUGGCGAUGGAAUGUAUCCAUUAUGCGAGAGGGAUUAUUUCGCUAGACUAGAUCUGAUCUGUGCAAAGUGUGAUCAAGCAUUAAGAGCAAGCUACAUAACCGCAUGUGGCAACAAAUAUCAUGUCGAACACUUCACCUGCUCAGAAUGUGAUGUGCUGUUUGGUCCGAAUGAUUCGUAUUACGAACACGGAGGGAAAGUCUAUUGUCACUAUCAUUAUUCAACUCAAUUCGCCGUAAAGUGUGUAGGAUGUGAAACUGCAAUUCUGAAGCAAUUCGUGGAGAUGAACAGGAAUGGAAGAGAUGAAUGCUGGCAUCCUGAAUGUUAUAUGAUUUCGAAAUUUUGGAAUGUUCGACUCGCAUCGAAAACUUUCAAUACGCCAGCUUCAUCAGCCGUUUCAUCCACCAUAUCCCUUCUUGAGAUUCCGAACAGUGAAGCAGGGAUGACACCUGCAGAGUUGAAAGAUCGUCAAGAAGCUAUGGAAAUGAAAGUGCAACAGAUAUGGCACGUACUAUCGGGUUAUGAAGAAUCUUCAGCAGCUCUGAUAGGUGAUAUGCUAAGAGCUGUAAACGAAAGACGGUUAUUGGAUAUCAUAUUACUGGCGGAGAGAUUCAUACUGCAUGUGGAAACGCUAUUUGGUGUAAUCGAUGACUUAGAAGCUCAGUUUGCCCAAGCAGGCGCUAAGGGUAUGGCUCAUGCUCGAGAGGCAAAGCAAUUGUGUCGGAAGCUUGUCAACUUAUUCUCCACAAUGUCUCAAAUAUCGCCUUCAGGAGGUCAAGCGCCCAACAAUUCAGAAUUAUUCACUCUGAUCACUCAGCUUGCUCAUUAUCUGAAAAUCCUGAUACGCAUAGCUUUGACCGGAUCAAUCAAGCUGGAGAGAGAUUACUUCAAUAGCACCGCAAUGACUAACUUCUUGGCAAGGCUGAAUCUUUUAGCGAUGGAUAAUGGUGAUCCGACGAUGAAGCGAAGGGGAGACUUCCCGGACAAUCAUCCUACACCUAGACCGUCUAUCAAAGCGGAUGAGACUCAAGGUGGUACUGCCGCUAGUGCAGGUGAUGAAGAGCAAUUGAAACGAAGUAUAGAAGCUCUGACCAGACAUCCUCAAGGAUACAUUAGCAGUACUAGAGAUAUCGCUUAUGGUUACAGGAGUUUGGCGCCCGAGGUCACAGGUGAAACCACAUUACGUGGACCCCAAGAAGAGAAUUUUAUUCCACCCGAAGGCUGUGCUCACUGCAAAACAGCGAUUGAAGAGGAUUGCGUACGAUCGGGAAUGUUUAACAGAUGGCAUUCUGCAUGUGUGAUAUGCUUGAUUUGUGGUGAAACAUCUGUUCAACCUUUAAAAGAAGACAGUACGACGGAUGAUGGAUCAUCACAUUCACAUAACGAUGCUAUAAUACCUAUCAAUUACAAUAAGAAUCAAAGAAAAUUACCCGCCAGAGUCGAUUUCUUCUAUUAUGAACCGACCAAAAGAUUGGAAGAAAUACCUUCAACAGUCUAUUGUGGUUCACAUUCUACGAAAUCAUCGAUCAAAGGCUUCGCGUCAGUAUCGAGAUUGGAACAAUAUGCUUUCUUGUUACACAUAGCAUUAAGAAGGUUAUACGUCCAUUUUAGAAUACAUCAUGAUUUGGCAAGUGUUCGGGAUCAUGGAAUGUCAGAUAGAUCCGAACACGAAGUGAAACGAAUGAAGUCUGUUACACUUGACCGGAAGUUAUCUUCAACAGCUAGAUUACCUCAACGAUCAAUGGUAGUCGAGUCGCCAGCUGGUAGGAUGGCAGACGCCAAUGGACAAGUGGUUUCAGCUCGUGCGAUUGAACCUUCCACGCCGACAGCCACCAGUGGAGGACUAGGGCAAGAACUCACGGUCGAUGUGGAUUUGGAUCCUGAUGAUCCACCAACUUCAGCAACUGUUGAUGUACUCCGACCCCCAUUCGCAAGAAACAAUACUUCAGUAAUGAUCAUCAAUGAAAACACAGAUGAAGAAGCGAACAACCUGAAUAUGCCAAACAUCGAUCCUGAAGACGAUGCCAUCACGUUAGGUGAUAUACCAAUGUUGGCUGAUGUCACCUCUAGACAAAACUCAGGUUCAAUGUCUAAUGAGAAACCACUCUUGGGAGAAUUAAACCCUCUUCAAUCAGUCAUCUUGAAGCAUUUCGCUUUACUUCAAUUGAGUAAAACUGGUUUGGGUCAUAUAAUCGAUUUAGAUGAAGUGCUUGAACUACUUGAAGUAAGGAAAAAUCAAUGGUGGAAUAAGAUCUUUAAAGGUACCGCUAAAGACAAGCAAAAGAAGAAAGGUAUUUUCGGUGUUCCGAUCGAGAUACUUGUUGAAAGAACCGGAUCAGAUUCAUCUCAAGGUGCUUCAAACGCUCAAUUGAGAGUACCUGAGUUUAUUGAAGAUAUCAUUUCUACCAUGCGUCAAAUGGACAUGGCUGUCGAAGGUAUUUUCCGUAAAAAUGGAAACAUCCGAAAGCUUCAACAAAUAAGUGAUGCCCUUGACAAAGACUCGACCAAUGUCAAUCUCUCCGAGGAGAACGCUAUUCAAUUAGCAGCAUUGCUCAAGAGAUUCUUGAGAGAAAUGCCAGAUCCUCUUAUGACCUUUAGAUUGCAUAAAUUGUUCUGUGCCGCUGCUUCAUUGCAGAAUCCUGAAGAUCGCAAGCGAGUAUUGCACCUCUUAGUGGUCCUCCUACCGAAAUACAAUCGAGAUACGAUGGAAGUGUUAUUCGUAUUCGUCCGAUGGGUAGCUUCCUUUUCGUACAAAGAUGAAGAGACUGGAUCUCGAAUGGACAUGGCCAAUCUCGCAACUGUCAUUUGCCCUUCUAUCCUUUACGCUAAAGGAGCCAACGUCGCGCGUGAUGAAAGUUUCAUCGCCAUUCAAGCUGUACAAGAACUACUUGAAAAUCAAGACGAAUUUUACCAUGUACCGGCCGAACUUGAAUUUGUGAUCCAAGAGAAUAUUUAUUCGAUUUUCGCCAAAGAACUGGAUCUGCCACCUAAAGAGAUUCAUAGACAUUGUUCAAAAUAUAUGCAGGCUAGAGGCCAAGCUUUGUCUUCUGGGUUAGCACCACCUCAACCUCAAGGAGGACAAGGUCUGAGUCCCAACGGACCCAGGUUGAGUCCCAGCGGUGGACAACUGAAUGGUUUACCUAAUUCAAUAUCGGGAACGAUACCUUCUCAAAGUCAAGGUCAAGGCCAAUCUCAGCUUCAAGGUCAACUGAAAGAUCGGCCUUCUGAUCCUAGAUUAUCUCUUCAUAGAGAUUUAGUCGCAUCGUCAUCUGAUCCAGCUCAAUUUAGACCAACGGCUGUGCCUAUUCCCGGAAACUCCAGGCCUACUUCGUGGAUUCAACAAUCUGCAGCGAGAGGUGGGUCACAAGCUUCGCUCUCAUCACCAAGCGGCGCACCACAACCUUGGAGAGGACCAUUCCAAGGUUCAGCCAAUGGUUCCAGACAAUCUUCAAGAGGUAGCGCACCUUCGUCUCCCGGACCAGGCGAAGAAGGUAGGAGAUCAAUUGGAAUGGACAGAGAAAGAAGUUGGACUCCGACGCAUGGCACUGGAUCUAAUCAAGAAGGUGUAUCUCAUCUACAAGCCACGGCAGGUCAUAGCCAACAUCCUUUUGCACAACAACAUCGUUAG
This is a messenger RNA of Kwoniella shivajii, 4581 nucleotides long. RefSeq lists its product as uncharacterized. Bases 1 to 4581 code for a protein of 1526 amino acids. Gene Ontology annotation, biological process: actin cytoskeleton organization; signal transduction. Gene Ontology annotation, cellular component: cytoplasm. The record is from RefSeq and is a predicted model, not a curated record. The transcript has 12 exons. NCBI's taxonomy places the organism in Eukaryota, Fungi, Basidiomycota, Tremellomycetes, Tremellales, Cryptococcaceae.